UUUGGUCGGCUUUGAAGAAUUUUUUUAUGUAAACAUUAGGUUUAAUUGUAUUAUUUUGAUAUCUCUAUUAUCGUAUUAUUUUGUUAUAUAUAAUACAUAGAUGAAUGUUUCCCUGAAACUAGCCAAGUGUUUGGUUUGGUGCUAAAGAUGUUUAUUUCUGCAGUUUCAACAUUUGGAAAGAUGUUCAUAUUUGAUCGUACAUUUGGAUGCAAAAUAUGGAAAGAUUUUCACAACUGAUCGCGUAGACAACCGUUAUGAUAUAACUAAAAUGCUGGCAUUUUUGUAUGAGAAAAAUAUGAUAUGACUAAAACGAUGGUAUUUUUGUUUGAAAAAAAGACAUUAUUCAGUUUUCCUGAAAUGCAAAACUUGGCAAAAUGAAGGAAAUAAUUUAUAAUUAUACAUAUCGAGAUCAAACUUUAUUUUAAUAAAAUUAAUAUUAUUUUUGAAAAAUAUACUACCUUCUUUCGCAUGACUUUUGUGUGAUUCAGCUCUGCGCACUUGUAUCUUCUUUCGCAUGACUUUGGUAUGAUGCGAAAGCGAUUUCGAAUGUAAAUAAUUUUAACCGGAUACUUCAAGGCUUCUCAACACUGCCAAACACUUACACUCAUGGCUGAAAGUUUGAAAUUUAAAGGACAAUUAGACUUAAAAGAAGAAAGUGAAUAAAUUUAGUGCAACUUUUGGUGUAGAAAACUUUCGGACAAAAGUUCAAAUGACUAGAGUCUAGACCGGUUUUGUCACUUGUAUCCUCCUCAAAAGUAAAGUUUUUUGGAAUGAACUUAUCCUCCAAUCAAUUAGGCUGAAAAUGACAUCAUGAUUAUGAAAUUUCAUCUUGUUUUCUUCCUAAAUCGUCCAUUUGUUUUAAUAAUUAAAUGUUAGAAACAUCACUAGCAUAAUGCCGUGGUCUAUAGGCUGUUGUUUAUAAAAUGAAAUUUUUUGUCCUUUCUUCUUUCAGAUCCUGUGAAUGACUGAAUAUUCAAAAAACAUGCUAGCCAAUUUCAAUAUUGUGGAAUUUUGCUCCCGAGUCUAAAUCAUAGUCAAUAUAGAGGUGACCAAAGGCGUAGGCAUGAGUAAUGGAAGUUAGUUUCUUCCUACUUUUUCUAUUGUCUUUCUACUCUUCUUACACAAAAUUUUCAAAAUGGGAAAGGAGUUUCUACAUUCCAAUAUUGGAUGUAAACUUUGUCAAAGAGACAUUAAGAGCCUUACAAACUUCAAAUGCCUGUUUACAGCCACCGUUGUCAAUGACUAUUCAAACAGAAUAAAUAUGGUGCCGUAAUACAAAUUUCAGAAAUGCAUUACUUCCCACUUUCCAGAAAGCACUACACUUAUGUCCAAUUUUGUCUAAAGACUACUACAGUAUAGGUGACUCAAGGCUUAGACAUCAGGGCAUCAUCUAUGGGAACUAGUUUCUUCCUACUUUUUCUGUUGGCUUUCUGCUCUUCUAUUCACAAUAUUGUUAUUACUAAAACUAGAGACUUAAUCAGUACAAAUCAAUUCAUCAAAGAUGGUGAAACUAUGGUUUCAUCUGGUGGAACCUUUGAGCUGGGAUUUUUCAGCCCCAGCGGUUCUCAAUGCCAAGAAUGAAAGUAUAUGGUCCACUAACACCUCAAGAUCAGUCCAAAAUCCAGUUGCAGUGCUUUUAGAUUCUGGUAAUCUUGUUGUCAAAGAUGCAAAUGAUGACAGCCCAGAAAAUUUCCUUUGGCAGAGCUUCCAUUUUCCAACUGAUACGCACAUGCCUGAUAUGAAGCUUGGCAAGAAUUUUAAAACUGGACACGAGGUUUACCUUUCAGCAUGGAAGAACGAUAAUGAUCCAGCUCCAGGUGAGUUCACUCGUAUCAUUGAUCCUACUGGAUAUCCACAAGUCCUCACUAAGCGAGGCAUAAGUGUAUCAGCUCGUAUAGGACCAUGGAAUGGUUUACGAUGGAGUGGGUCGCCCAUACCACUACUAGAAUGCUGCCUUUUUCAAUUUAUUUUCAAUGAGGAGGAGGUUUACUAUAGCUUUUCACUCAUUAACAGAUCGGUUUUAACAAGGCUAGUCCUGACUUACAAUGGUUACAUACAACGUUUGACGUGGGUGGAUCGGACAAAGAGAUGGCGCAUUUACUACAAUUUACCAGCAGAUAAUUGUGAUACGCAUAGUUUAUGUGGUAUUUAUGGGAGCUGUGACAUAGAUAAUACGCCGGUUUGUGGAUGUUUGGAGAAGUUUGUACCUAAAUAUCCACAACAAUGGGAAAAGGGAGAUUGGUCAGAAGGAUGUGUUCGGAGGACACCUUUAGAUUGCAACAAGGAACAUGUAUUUAUAAAAUAUUCUGGAAUCAAGUUGCCGGAUACUAAGCACUCUCAUUACGAUAAAACCAAGACACUUGAAGGGUGUAGGCAAGUAUGCGCCAGGAACUGCUCUUGCACAGCUUAUUCAAGUCUAGAUAUAAGCAACGGAGACAAAGGUUGCUUAAUAUGGUUUGGGGAAUUGACUGACAUCAGAAAGCUGUCUGAAAGAGGACAAGACAUUUACAUCAGGAUGGAUUCUUCAGAGCAAGAAUCUGAGGCAGGUUCAAAAAGAAAGAAGGCAAAGAUACUCGCAGUGAGUUUCUCAUUGUUGGUGGCAAUGAUUCUGCUAAUCCUAAUUUUCUUGCUGUACAAACGGAAAAAGAAGAAGAAACUGCAACUCAAAGAAGAUUUUGAGUUGCCACUGUUCCAAUUGUCAACAAUAACAAGAGCAACAGAUAACUUUUCUCCCAACAACAAGAUUGGAGAGGGUGGAUUUGGACCUGUUUACAAGGGAGUGCUGGAAGAGGGACAAGAAAUUGCCGUGAAGAGACUGUCAAGGACUUCCAUGCAAGGACUUGAUGAAUGCAAGAACGAAGUUAUCUAUAUUGCCAAGCUUCAGCAUCGAAAUCUUGUGAGACUUCUGGGAUGCUGCAUUCAAGGGCAAGAAAAGAUGUUGAUCUAUGAAUACAUGCCUAACAAAAGCCUGGAUUCACACAUAUUUGAUAAAACAAAGAGCAAAUUACUUGAUUGGCCAAAGCGGUUUGACAUCAUAAACGGAAUUGCUCGCGGAUUAUUGUAUCUUCAUCAAGAUUCUCGACUACGAAUUAUCCAUAGAGACCUUAAAGCAAGCAAUGUUUUGCUAGAUACAGAUAUGAAUCCUAAGAUAUCAGACUUCGGAAUGGCCAGAAGUGUUGCAGGAAAUGAGAUGGGAGCAAAAACACGCAAUGUGGUUGGGACACAUGGUUACAUGUCCCCAGAAUAUGCAGUAGAUGGGAUAUUCUCCGUAAAAUCAGAUGUGUUUAGCUUUGGCGUCUUGUUGUUAGAGAUUGUGAGUUGCAAAAGAAAUAGAGGAUUUGUCCAUGAAGAUCACAACCUUAACCUUCUCGGUCACGUAUGGAAGCUUUACAAAGAAGAUCGGUCCUUGGAACUAAUUGAUGAGCAGCUAACUAAAUCUUCCUAUAUAUCUCAAGUUUUGAGGUUAAUCCAAGUGGGUUUAUUAUGUGUGCAACAACAUCCAGAUGAUAGACCAAACAUGUCUUCUGUGGUUCAUAUGUUGGCUAAUGAGAGUCUACUUCCCAAAGCAAAAGAACCAGGAUUUUUCAUAGAACGAAAUGUAUUUGGUGAAGCAAAAUCAGGAUCGCAGACAGUUAGUUCGAAAAAUGAAGUCACAAUUACAUUGUUAGAUCCUCGGUAGAAUAUGAACAAGAUAACUAUCUUGACUUGUGUGCACAUGAACAGUAAUUUUAGAAAUAGCAUAGAACUGUGAUUCUUGAGUAAUACAACAGUAUCUAAAUUAGACAACAAUUUGGAUUUUUCCACCUGAA
This is a messenger RNA of Capsicum annuum, 3809 nucleotides long. Its product is annotated as G-type lectin S-receptor-like serine/threonine-protein kinase At4g27290. The record is from RefSeq and is a predicted model, not a curated record. Lineage: Eukaryota; Viridiplantae; Streptophyta; Magnoliopsida; Solanales; Solanaceae. Gene Ontology annotation, biological process: protein phosphorylation; recognition of pollen. Gene Ontology annotation, molecular function: ATP binding; protein serine/threonine kinase activity.